AUGUAUGAAAUGCUGGUGGGAUAUCCGCCUUUUUAUUCCGGACAUUCGACAAUCGCUGUAGGAAGUGGAGGAGAUGGAGGAGGCGGUGACAGUGGUGCUGGUGAACAAAAAAUGAAGCAUUUCAUACAUUGUGAGGCUUCUGAUUCAUUGGAAAAAUCAGUUCGGGAUACUACUGGAAGAAAGCAUGAUGAUUCGAAAGGCAUGUCGUCGUUUUCUGGAUCGUCGAAAAGAUCGCGGGUGCAGAAUCGAUUACAAAAUAUGAUUUUCUCUGUUGAUGGAUGCAACACGGAUCUUAGUGAUUGUAGAGAGUAUCAUAAGCAACAUAGAGUUUGCGAAAAACAUUAG
Molecule: messenger RNA, 345 nt
Organism: Vicia villosa (hairy vetch)
Lineage: Eukaryota; Viridiplantae; Streptophyta; Magnoliopsida; Fabales; Fabaceae
Product: squamosa promoter-binding-like protein 2
Exons: 2
Coding region: 1-345 (114 amino acids)
Cellular component (GO): nucleus
Molecular function (GO): DNA binding
Source: RefSeq, a predicted model, not a curated record